Molecule: messenger RNA, 1173 nt
Organism: Diabrotica balteata
Lineage: Eukaryota; Metazoa; Arthropoda; Insecta; Coleoptera; Chrysomelidae
Source: the annotation of a GenBank genome assembly
AUGAUUAGCGGAGGUAUUGACCAAGCAGAGACUAAAAAAAUUGAAAAACGAAACAAACGGAAGGAAAAGUCCCUGCAAUCUAAAUUAAGCAGGAAUGUGGAACUAACCACUCCACCUGAUUUAAUAAAUGUGGAUAUUCUUAGUAGUGACUCUGAUGAUGAAUCCAUGGAAGAAGAAUCAAGUAGGGCAUGUGAUUGCAGAGGCAUUUCAAACAGAGCAGGUGCUCAACUAGCAAGUCCUCUUCUAAAGAAUUUGAAUGUCACAUCACCAGAAAACCAAGCCGCAGUUAUUGACAAGUACAAGAUUUUUCGUGAAAGGUUAAAGUACCGCCGAAGUAUUAAUUCAACUCGCAUAAACGAAAUAAUUGCUCUUUACUUCGAUGGUAGGAAGGAUGAAACCAUAAUCAAAGAAAUUAUACGUGGGAAAUCUAUCCGUAAAACCAUACAAGAAGAACACAUAUCUUUGGUCGAGGAACCAGUUUCAGCAUAUUUCGGUCAUGCAACUCCAGACAGUGAAUCUGGGAAAGAUAUAGUAUCAUCAAUAUUAAGUUACAUGAGUGAUAAUUCCAUUGAUAACUCAAAUAUCAAAGCGCUUGGAUGCGUACGUGAUGGUACGGCAACGAAUACUGGAGCAUCGCAAGGAGCAGUUUUGUUGUUUGAACGCGCAUUGAAACAUCCGGUCCAAGUAGUAAUAUGUAAGUUGUACUUAAACGAAUUGCAUCUGAGGAAAGUUUUUGCUGCUCUUAACUGUCCAACCACGGGACCAACAUCACUGAGUGGGACAAUAGGCAAAGGUUUGACCAACUGUCAAGACUUUCCGGUUGUUAAUUAUGACAAAAUAGAUAGCACCUUCCCAGAAGUCGAUAGUACAGACUUAAGUACGGACCAGAAAUACCUUUGGGAUAUAUGUCAGGCUGUAGUCAAAGGUGAAUGUUCCUCUGAGUUGGCCAGUAGAAACCCCGGAAACUUGUCCCACGCCCGGUGGCUGACAUUAGCAAAUAUAAUCUUUGCUUUGUUUACCAUAAAAUGUCGUCCUAAAAUUAUACACCCAUCACAACAUUUUUUCUUCAUCGUACAGUGCACCAAGUUUUUAGACAGUGAACUAAAGACUGUGGCUCAGUUUUCUUUGCAAAGAAACGCCUCUAUGGCUCAUCCUGAACACAUCCUUUUAUGA